Molecule: messenger RNA, 1797 nt
Organism: Macrobrachium nipponense
Lineage: Eukaryota; Metazoa; Arthropoda; Malacostraca; Decapoda; Palaemonidae
Exons: 2
Coding region: 1-1797 (598 amino acids)
Source: RefSeq, a predicted model, not a curated record
AUGCCGCCCCGCCCUGCAAUAGCGCGAGGAACGGGGUCACAGCGCACGCCCAGAGAUGCCAACAAAUCGACUGGCGAGGAAGCCAGAGGCGUCGCGGGUCAAUCGUCGUCUCUGAAGCUGGACACCCCUCCGAAGUCGCUGCCCUUGUCCUUAUCGCUGAGCUCGGGUGAGUCGGGAGACAACACGAGCCUGGGCGAAAACUCCCUGAAUUUAAGCUACGCCUCGAUUCCGACGGACAGCGACCCUUCCCUCGAGAAGUCGGCCGAGAGGCUCUACGGAAAGACGACGACUGGCACCUCGAGGUCGACCUUGGCAUCACAGUCGAGGUCAUCAUUCCCGGAUAAGUCACCUGGCCUGGCCCGGGCCGGCAGUAACAGACUUACCUCAUCAGUGUCACGUCUCUCCCCGGCUAGACGUAACGCCAACGACGUCACGAGGGCCAGCGACUCGAAAUUGGACCGAACUCUGAGUGCCAGUUCGUCCCACAUCACCGCCAAGGCUUCUGUCACUCGCACCCUUUCGGGACCGAAGAGCUCCCUGGCGUCUGCAGACAGUGCCAGCAGGGCGAGAAUCGUCAGGAGGGUCAUGAGUGGCAGUCGAACGAACCUGAGCAAAAAGAAAUCGACGUCGAAGACGUCCCUGGUCGUGGGGCGCCAUAAUCUCUACAACAGAAACAAAUCGGGUUCGAAGAAUUCGCUGCUCGGAUCUCGUAACAACCUAUUCCGGGCCAGUCUGGACUCGCAGAAGACGGAAAGCACCACCGAUUCCGGUUGCAAUUCGCCUCUCUACGGGAGUCAGUGUUCGCUGGACGGCGACCGGAAGAGACAGAGUUCCUCCCCGUGCCCCCCCAGCCUGCGCAAACAGUCGGGGGGCUCGAGUUCCUUCAUCUCCAGAAUGUCCAGAUCAGACGCGAAGCCGAAGACCAAAGAAAGAAGCAAAUCGAAGGAGAACGUCAAACGGGAGUCGGCCACGCCCACUCGAUCACCUGUCAGGACACCCGAUACGACGACGACACCUGUAGCCGUGACCCCAGAACCAGAAACGGCGACCGCAAAGACAGAACCCGAUUCCGUCGACGAUGAUAUGGGCACUGAUACGGGUAUGGGGACUUCAGUCGAAGAGACGAAGGGGUGCGAGGCGGACAGUACCUUCCCUACUGUAGCAGGAGCCACAGUUCCCAAACUCCAGGUGAAGAUCGUCCACGCCCACACAGAUAACAGUGCGAGUCAACUAUAUGAAAACAUGGGGAAACCAACGACGUCUUUUGAGAACAUAAACAAACCGGUCACACCUAUCAAGAGGUCUUGUAGCCUUCAGCUCUCCCGGGACUCGGAUCCUGCCGCCAUCAGGAGGAGAUUCUACGAGAUGAGAGCGAAGAGCCUCUCCCAAUCUACCUGCGACGGAUACCUGAGUGACUUGGGCAAAGAGAACAUCAUACCCCUUCCCGAAGUAGGAGCAGGAGCAGGAGGGGGAGGGGGAGGAGGGGGAAUCAGCGUGUCUUUCCGAUCUGUCACUUCGCCAGUCCGCCGCCCUUCGGUGAAUAUCAUUCCUAAUUGUAUCGUUUCCCCUGAAAACGACGAAAGGGGGAGUGGGUCGAGGGAAAAGAGAGAAGUGACGAAGGUUGUCAUCGUUCCCGAGGUAAAGACGAAGGAAGAAAAAGGGAUACAGGUUGAGGCAUCCAGCAGCGAAGAUGAAGAAGAAGAAGAAGAAGAGGAAGAGGAGGAAUUAGAGGAAAAUGAUGAGGGAGCAGAAGAAGAGAGAGAGGGCGUUUAUUCGGAAGCGAGUCGGGACCAUUAG